AUUGACCCAUGCACUGACGCACAAGCUUGUUCUUCUUCCUAGCUCGGGUAGCAGGGUAAGCACCUUCCAGAGGUCAGAAUAACGCAGCUUUUGCGACGUCACCCUCAAUGCCGUGCCCAGACCCUGACGACGAACAAGCUCAAGCGGCCUGUCGAGAGCCGGGUCGGGCGCCAUCGUCGGCUGUAUCUCCAUCGCCACAAGAGCGGCAUGCAGCUCGAUCAGCGAAGCAGAGGGCGACGGCUAGCAAUCCCUUUGCUUGUUCACGUUGCCAAUCGCCUCGCUAUGCCGCAACGGCUGCCUUACGCGGGGAGAACGCUGAAAAAGCUGCUCCCGUCGAGGAUGAAGGAGAUGACCGCCCAGUGCUCAAGCUUCGCGAAGAGCGAUUUUGUACCACCUGCGCGCUGCGCCUAAUCCGCAACCGGGCGAGCAGGAGCGUAGGAGGAUAUACACAUGCUCGUGGGGCAUGCAUUAUGCGAAAGCAAUUCGAGCAGCAAGCAUGUGGACAAGUGUCGAGCCCCAGCCGCGUGCUCAUCGCGCUGAGUGGCGGCCCCAAUAGCCGUGCCCUCCUGCAUCUGACAGCAGACAUCUUUGGCGUGGACAUGUACAUCAGCGGGAAAAGGAGGCAACAGAUCCAACAGAAGGGUUCAAGGGGCAUCGUUGCUGAUGUUGCCGUCCAAUCAACGAAUCGGCUCACGCACAGAGCAGUCGACGCUAACCUAGAUGGGAACGAUACCGAAUCCGUUGGCUCAGGGUCGGCUUUUUUUACAUCUUCAGCAGUUCCUGAUAUCAGCACUGAAAAAAGAUCACCUGACGCUGGGCGCCGCGGAAGAGCUCGUGGUACUCAACGACCUGCGGACAUCGAUGUGCUCGAUGCACUACACGUCGACGACUCUGCCUUAUUCUUUUCCUCGAGUGAGGAAGUGGACUAUGCUCGCAAGUCCAGGCGAGAUACACUUCAACGCAUGAUAGACAAUCAGAACGCACUGCUUUGCUCAACUCAGGCGGACUACGGAAACAGGUACCGACUUGUUACGCUCAAUCUGGAGGAUAUCUUUUGUAGCGAUGAACAGCUAGCCCAAAAAGUGUUUGGCACAUUUGGGCUGCAAGAUGAGGAGAGCAGGGCAUGGUUCUGCACUGUGAAGCACGAUCCCAACACAAGUCUAUUUGCACCUUCGUACAUUUCUUCAACGGAUGUGUCAAACCGACAUCUCCUCCUGGACCUGUUCUCACGCAUCGCUGCUAAAUCUCCGCUCUCCAGCCAGUGCACUGCGUCGGCCAACGCUAGCGCCACAUCUCGCACAGCCCUGACCCGCAUCGAGGAUCUGCACCGUAUCCUCAUGGAUACACUCAUACGCCGCGUGGCGGUCCUUCCUCAUCAGGCUUCUUUGCCCAGAGCACAAGCAUACCAAGCCCUUCUUCUUGGAACGUCCGCGACUCGUUCGGCUGUGCGGCUCAUGGAUGCUCUUUCGAAAGGCGAGGGUGCCAAGCUGGCGGUCAACAACGCUGCUGCGCAAUGGUUUGGCCUUCCUACUGCUGGUGAUCGCCGGGUGCUCGUGCUUCGACCUUUAGCAGACUGCAGCGCCAAAGAGCUAGGUUGGCUUGUCCACAACCAGCACCUGGAAUACAUCCAACCGCGAGAUCUUGCAGGAUCUGCUCUCUUUGCGAGCGAGCAUGUCCCCAGAGCACCUACGGCGGAUGUGAAUCCAGGGCUGAUGGGCAGCAAGGCAAGCCUCGAACGCCUCACGGAAGCAUUCGUGCUGUCGCUCGAGACCAAUGUCUCGAGCACUGUCAGCACAAUUGGUAAAAUUGGCUCAAAGCUGGUCCUCUCAAGCGAUAAUGCGUCUCCUGCUGAAGACGAGGCUGGUCAACAGCCCGUGUUUGAGGUCCAUGACCCCUCUGUGAAACAGAAGAACAGGUCCAACACAGAGAGUUCCUUUUCAACAGGACCAGACUUCCUUGACAAAUCUCUCUACACGCGUCUACUUUCGGCAUCGCAAGCUAAGAUGGUCCAUGACAUUUGUGACUUUUCUUGCUUUCCGCUUUCGCGAACAAAGGAAGGAGCUCAAUCGCCGAUCUGUCCUCUUUGCUGCAUGCCAGCUCAGCGGGAAGACGCUAGGUCGUGGAGGAGCAAAAUCAGCAUUCGUUCGUCCGAUGCGAUAUCAUCGCAUACCCAUCCGAAAGCCGUGGAACCUGCCGUGGCGCAGGAAGCGGGUGAACUCGAUCUCACUGCGCGUCUGUGCUAUGCAUGCACGCUUGUGCUGGAUACACCUCCAGUGGAUGGGCACGACAAGGAUUUAACUCUGCCCCUUCCUGCGCAUGCGCUUCACAUGUGGGCUUUGACCAGUGUGGGAUACGACCAUUCUUUUGUCGACGUGCAACGUAUCGGUUUGGAUGGAAACGCGAGCGAAUAUUCCGCGCUACAACUGAACAGCAGCGGAUUUUCGCCGUCGACCCAACGACGCGGCGAUCAACAGGUCGUGCGGAGGGUAGAACGGACAGAGAUGCGUCAGCACCUGGAUAAAUUCUUGCUCGAUGGUGGCGAGUGAAACUGGCUCUCAUGCCUGUGUAUGCGCGUUCUCAAUCUGAAGCUGGUCUGCACAAGUCAGGACUGGUAUAUUUGCGAAGUAGGAUACAGUUGAGCGGGUAUGCAGCAGAGGCCCCCCUCUACGAUGUCGCAAGCUUGCUGUAGCUAGGUGGAGCCAACCUCGAUCGCACGA
Messenger RNA from Tilletiaria anomala UBC 951, 2717 nucleotides. RefSeq lists its product as uncharacterized. Bases 108 to 2546 code for a protein of 812 amino acids. Gene Ontology annotation, molecular function: sulfurtransferase activity; tRNA binding. Gene Ontology annotation, cellular component: cytosol. The record is from RefSeq and is a predicted model, not a curated record. Gene Ontology annotation, biological process: tRNA wobble position uridine thiolation. The transcript has 2 exons. NCBI's taxonomy places the organism in Eukaryota, Fungi, Basidiomycota, Exobasidiomycetes, Georgefischeriales, Tilletiariaceae.